Messenger RNA from Solanum pennellii, 1106 nucleotides. Its product is annotated as pirin-like protein At1g50590. The record is from RefSeq and is a predicted model, not a curated record. The transcript has 5 exons. Lineage: Eukaryota; Viridiplantae; Streptophyta; Magnoliopsida; Solanales; Solanaceae. The coding region runs from base 38 to 919 and encodes 293 amino acids.
AUAAAAACAUUAUCAUCAUAGAAAUUUUUUUUAAAAAAUGCCUCCGCGUUCUAUCGUCAAGAAAUUUCUUGCAAGGCCUCAACAUGAAGGAUUUGGUGCCGUUGUUAGACGAAGCAUCGGAAGGUUUGAGUUGAGAUAUUUUGAUCCUUUUCUUGUUUUGGAUGAAUUCUCAGUUUCUGCUCCUGCUGGUUUUCCUGAUCAUCCACAUAGAGGCUUUGAAACGGUCACAUACAUGUUGCAGGGAGCUGUGACACAUGAAGAUUUUGAAGGACACAAAGGUACAAUUAAAGCUGGUGAUUUACAAUGGAUGACUGCUGGAAGAGGAAUUGUUCAUUCUGAAAUGCCUGCAGCUGAAGGAACUCAAAAGGGCUUACAAUUGUGGAUUAAUCUCUCCUCCAAACAUAAAAUGAUACAACCGCGAUACCAAGAGAUACAAAGUGAAAGCAUAGCAGAAGUCACAAAAGAUGGGAUCAAGGUGAGAAUUAUAGCAGGGGAAUCACUAGGAGCAAAAUCAGCUAUAUAUACAAGAACACCAACAAUGUAUUUGGAUUUCACUUUAAAGCAAGGAUCACAUCUUCAACAACCAAUACCAAAAUCAUACAAUGCAUUUGUAUAUGUCUUAGAAGGUGAAGGUAUUUUUGGGCCACAUGAAGAAUCAUCAUCAAUAGGACCACAUAAUUUACUUUUAUUAAGUGGUUCUGGUGAUGGACUCGAUGCGUGGAACAAAUCAACUAAACCAUUAAGAUUUAUAUUGGUUGGUGGUGAACCAUUAGGUGAACCAGUAGCACAAUUGGGGCCUUUUGUGAUGAAUACACAACAAGAGAUUGAUCAAACUGUUGAAGAUUUUGAUAAUUACACUAAUGGUUUUGAAAAAGCUAAGCAUUGGAGGUCACAAGCUAGAAUUGGACUUGAUUAUUAGUGUCAAAAAAUGAUUAAAAUAGUUAAAUUAACUUUGGUAGUAGGUUCAAAAUAGUCCCUUUUAUAUUACUCGAGCAAUUUCAAUCUUUUAAGUUUGUCAAAGCUUAUAGUUUUUGCCUUUAUCAGAUAUUUAUCAAACAACGUGAAAAUAAAAAGAUAUAUGAAAGGCACUCACGAUUCACUAAGUA